Molecule: messenger RNA, 1133 nt
Organism: Aspergillus novofumigatus IBT 16806
Lineage: Eukaryota; Fungi; Ascomycota; Eurotiomycetes; Eurotiales; Aspergillaceae
Product: protein N-lysine methyltransferase family protein
Exons: 2
Coding region: 305-1054 (249 amino acids)
Source: RefSeq, a predicted model, not a curated record
CAUCGUUAAUUUCUGGGUCCCUACGUAAUUUUCUCCUCAUUUUGGAGAAAUGCCCAAUCAGAGUUGUCAGAAUAUGGACUUUUUUUCCCGCUCCUUUUCUCCUGUCUUUUCUGAGCAUACUUCCUUGUACAUACCUUAAUCUUCUUCAAUUCCCUUUCCCUAUUGGUUCAUUAUAUUUUUUUAUGGUCAGGCGUCAGUGACUGACUGAGGCUUUUUACACAUCAGUUAGUUUUGAUCAGCAUUCUUUCGACGGACUUUUGUUAACCUCAGAAGAAAUCAUUUCGUGGGUGCAAAAUUUCUCCCGAUGGAAGCAAUUAUUUCUGCCAACCCCUCAUCAUCCGAUCUGGUGGCAACCUUCGAUGUCAGCGAACACCUAGUUCCUGUCAGGGAGCUAAAAUCGGCUGGAGAUACAUUGGUUUCAUUUGAUGGUCUCCUAGAAGAGCCUCUGAUCCUCAAAGAAGACCUUAAAGAGGGUUGCGGUGGUCAAUUAUGGCCAGCGGGGAUUGUCCUGGCCAAGUACUUGCUGCGGCAACACCGCAAUAAUCUCUCCAACAAGACGAUAGUUGAACUAGGAGCUGGCGGGGGCCUUGUGGGCCUCGCGGUUGCACGAGGGUGUAAUGUUGGUCCUUGUCCCAUCUACGUCACAGACCAAGAGCCAAUGUUACACUUGAUGAAAACGAACAUUGAGCUGAACAAUCUCUCAACUGCAGUGGCGGCUACAGUGUUAAAUUGGGGAGAGCGUCUCCCAGACUGUAUACCGACACAUCCUGCGAUCGUACUCGCUGCGGACUGCGUCUAUUUCGAGCCGGCAUUCCCCCUUCUCAUUUCAACCUUGCAAGAUCUGCUGGGGCCCGAAUCUGUUUGCUACUUCUGUUUCAAGAGGCGUAGGCGAGCAGAUCUCCGUUUCAUGAAAGCAGCUAAGAGGGUCUUUGAUGUCAAGGAGGUUCGUGACGACCCUGAAGCGGAUACAUACAGAAGGGAGAAUAUCUUUCUCUAUUCAAUCCGGGUGAAAUCUAGACCAGAGAACGGUAGUCUUAGAGCAAUAGAAGAAUGAGCAAACGCCAAAGAGGCAACCUAGAUUAGCAUAUAUUGAUAUGCAGCUACAAGACGACCGAAAUGCGCUAAUCUACCAG